AUGAUGCUUGCCUUCCCAACGAGCUCCGUGGAUUAUACACGUGAUCAUGCAUAUGCACGGCUUAUGGGCAUCGAGGAGCGUGUGUUCUCACCUGAAGAGCGCGAUAACAUCGAAAUCCAGAAAAACCGCUUCUAUCGCCACCGUCGUCUUCGCAUUAAUUACACCACCUACGACGUUCGUAGAGCUCAGGACUCCAUCAAUCCUCGAAAGUGUCGCGAUAUCAUGCGUUUCGAGUUCCUGUGGGUCCGUUGGUAUACCGAUCCCGUCAACGACUACGGCUGGGUGAGGAAACGCCUUCCUCGUCUCCGCUUCGUCCACGAAGAUGUACCGGAUGCCUUUGGCUUCGUCAACCCGGCUGAUGUUGUCCGCGGCGCACACAUCAUUCCUGCGUACCACUAUGGCCGUACAUCCACACUCCUCGCCAGUCCUUCACUCGCUCGCUCCCAUGGCAAGAACAUUGAGGACGAGGAGGACGAUUGGGACUCCAUGUACGUGAAUAUGUUCGUUGAUCGAGAUAUGGUUAUGCGUUUCCGCGGCGGUGGUGUAGGGCACAGGAGCACUAGUUCAUGCAACGAAAGCCUUCGACUCGAUGUCCCGGCAGCCGGUGCAUUGUGGCAGGAUGAUGAAGGAGCCGAGGAAGUCGGAGUCGUACCGGAAGCGGUUGGGGAAGACAUUCCAGGAGAAAAUGAAGAGGGUGAGGAAGAGGACAACGAGAGCGACUCAGACGACGAGGAUUCUGACGAUGACGAGGAUUCCGAUGACGACGAGGAUUCCGAUGACGAAGGAGGGUCAGGCGAAGAGCCGGACGACGGCGACAUCCUAGCAGCCGCCGGUUUUGACUCAUACUAUAUCGCGCUGGGUCGUGUGAGGGUUGCGCGAAAGUACGACGGCCGGUCUUGGACAGUGAACGAAGGGGUACACGCGAUCCACAAUUUCACGACUGCCCCGGAAGGGGUUGCCAGUGUGUGGAUCCACUAUAGGCGCGAGAGAGCAGCACGUCUCAACGUCGAGAGUCGCGUAAGAAAGGAAGGCCAACCUGAAGGUCGACGACGACGAAAAUCAACAGCUCACGUAAUCAAGCUCUCACGCAUAUGCACGAUGACUGUGUGGCGCUCGUUUCGUCUGGGGUCAACGGCACUGGCAGGCGGUGUCGCCCCUGCCAUGCAGCAAGAAUGGAUGGGCCCGUCGGAGGACUGUGAUUCCAGCUCUGCAAUGCCUGGUCACUGCUCGCAAUUGUGUGCGACGUCCUGCGAGUCCUGA
Messenger RNA from Stereum hirsutum FP-91666 SS1, 1260 nucleotides. RefSeq lists its product as uncharacterized. Lineage: Eukaryota; Fungi; Basidiomycota; Agaricomycetes; Russulales; Stereaceae. The transcript has 5 exons. Bases 1 to 1260 code for a protein of 419 amino acids. The record is from RefSeq and is a predicted model, not a curated record.